Molecule: messenger RNA, 480 nt
Organism: Necator americanus (New World hookworm)
Lineage: Eukaryota; Metazoa; Nematoda; Chromadorea; Rhabditida; Ancylostomatidae
Exons: 1
Coding region: 1-480 (159 amino acids)
Source: RefSeq, a predicted model, not a curated record
AUGCUGAACUGCCGAAUACUAUCGAGUGAACUCCAACAAGCCGCUCUAUCCAGACUUCUGCGAUAUCUCUGUAUGCCUUUUGCUGCUCUGCAGGAAACACGCAUGAGAGAUCGGCCCGUCAUCAGCAUCGAAAAUUACACCAUAUACUGCGGCGAUGCUGAUGAGAACAAAGAAGGUGGCUGCGCGAGAGCUGUGAGGAACGAUUACAAGAAACUGGUGGAGGAAUUUGGCUCAACGGCGUCUAGAUGCGCCUUUUUACGACUGCGGGAUCGCGGAGGACGUAAACUCUGGAUCGUAAGUGCUCACGCACCUACGGAAACCGCUGAAGACAACAGUAAGGACGCCUUCUAUGAUGAACUCAAUGCGUUGAUGUCUAAAAUACCAAGCCAGCAGGUGGUCAUUGUCGGAAUCGACGCAAAUGCGAAGAUGGGACUCGAACAACAAUCCGAUGUGCUAGGAAAAUCGUACUAUGCAACGUAG